GCCCACGACAGCCAAAUAAUAAUGAAUCAUUUCAUAAAUAAUGGGUUUAGGGGCUUAUCGGGAAUGAAGAGGCCGCUGCCGUGCGCUUAUCUCACUCGGCCACAUUGCGGCCUGUGUUCCGCUCCCCAUACUGAGGGAGCGCACUGGAUGCGGCGAGGAAUAACUCAGCUACACACAUACGCAUACACACAUAUGCACACGCACACACAUACACACACUACUCCACAACUGGUAGAGAGAGAAAAAAAAAGAAAAACCUCAGACAUGGAUGACCCACUCACAAAAUGGCUCCACUUACACAGUAACAUCAACAACACGGCUGGAACGGCUUGCGUGGACAGCAAAUGCGUGGUUAUAUCUGACAUUUUGCCACAAACGAUGCACUGAACUAUGGAUUAAUCGAGGGAAAUCUCAUUUAGGACGUAGUGGACUCUAGCGAGUGGUGACGGCAUAAAAAUGAUGGAAAAGCGGCAACAGGAGCUUUGUCCCGAAAGUCCCGAUGCAGGGUCCGGUCCUAAUAAACGGGAGGACUCCGCCAUCAUCUCCAGACAGAACGGAUGCAAGGAGGACGGGGAGCCGAGGAGAGAGGAGGGGGAGGAGGAAGAAGAGGAGGAUGAUGAGGAGGAGGAGAGGGGAGGGAGCUUCAAGGGGGUUGAGGAGACGGAUGACGUUCCUCUGCAGAACUCGAACAACGGGACCAGCAUCAGCAUCAUCAUCAACGGCGUUGCCAAGGAAACUGCCUCUCACAACGCCCUUGACCUGAAAAGGGAAGUGCCGGUGAUCGAGCUCUCCAGGGGGGACGCUAUAAAAGCGGUGCAACAGAGGACUGAGAGCCAUUUGGUGCCGAUCACGGAACUUCGCAGACCUCCACCGCUGCCGCUGCCGCCGCCGCAACGAGACGACGCUCGAAUGGUCCAACUGAGCCCAAACGCGUUCCCUGUCCCAGCGCGGGCGAUGCUCUACAACCUGGCACAGCCUCUCGCCGCCAUCAACAGUCUCGGAGGAGAGUCGGAGCAGUACAGCAUGUACCCCAGCAACAGGGUAAAGCGCCGCCCGGCGCCUUAUGAGGUUGAACUCGACGAGGGUAGGCGCAUUUUAGAUCUUUAUAAGUAUGCUGGCCAGCCAAAGAUUGUACGUCGCAUCUUCACAAACAGUCGUGAACGUUGGCGGCAGCAGAAUGUAAAUGGGGCAUUUGCAGAGCUUCGUAAACUCAUUCCCACCCACCCUCCUGACAAGAAGCUGAGUAAAAACGAGAUACUGCGGCUCGCUAUGAAGUACAUCAGUUUCCUCUCCAACCUCCUCGAGGAUCAGGAUGGUGGGAGGAAUGUUGGCAGCACAACUGAUGGGGACACAGGGCUGUUGGUUGGGGUUGCCGCCCACGAGGGGGGCCCUCAGGGUGAACCGCACCAGGACACAGUAGUGGGCUUAGCCAGGGAUGAUCUUUUGGAGACAAUGUCGCCAGGCUCCAGCUGCGGAAGCCUACCUGAUGGCGAUGCUGAAGGCAGUCCUGAAAGCUUCAUGGAGGACCAGGACUCGCCUCCAGCUCCAAGGACUCUAGCAACAUCUCGCGGACCCCCACUUCAUCUAGCUACUAGGGAUCUGCGGCGCAAUGGACGCCCGUUAGAUAACUCCAGUCGCCGAUGAUGCUGACGCCAACAAACAACAACACAGCACCUGAGAGUGAAAUGGAGGAACUAAAAAAAAGAAAAAAGAGGCGGACACACUCAGACCCUGUAAUUUUUGAGUCAUCAGUGUAGAAAGGAGAAUUAAGCUCCGCAUAUUGAGAUAGUGCUGUCCAAAAUGGACGACGAGCGUGUUCUCGUCUCCACGCUGAACAGUUUGAUGAAUUUAAGACUUGUAAAUUCUGCAUGUCUCAUGUCUUUGAUAGACCUGCGGAUUUCAGUGCUUUGAAAGCGCCAAAGACUGGAUAUCCUUACACAUUAGAAACACCCCAAUAUAUGAAAGAAAGAGCAAAGAAACAAAAACUAAUAAUAAUCAGGCAAUCGUCACUCAAACGACAAGCGUUUUAUUCAGAGGAUCAAUGUUUCACUGAUGACACUAUUAAUUACAAUAUGAUGCCACUGGAAUUGAUCCACCUUGCUUGCACGGCGCCGAAAGUAACAAGCACACCAGGAGAUUUAUCCUCGACAAGUUCGGUGUUUUAAUUUAAAGACACAAAGGAAAAUUUGCCUCACUCUGAGGCCAUAAAAACACUGAGUGGACCCUAAUUGUACCCAUGCGAUUCGUAUGCAUUGUAAAUAGCAUAUAUAUUUCCACUGCACAAUGUAAUAAUAGUGACUCAAAUUCAAGUCAUGUGGAUUAAGAUGUACCAUAGUGUGUUUGUCAGUGGGUUUACUAGCAAAAUUGUCUUUUAGGAGACAGGAUGACAAGAAGGAGGAGAAAUUAGAUGAACUAAAAAAAAAAAGGAAAGAAAAAAGAAGUAAAGCAAGCGACUGAACGUAUAAGUACAUCAAUUGUGGUACAAUUGACUUCUGUUACACUUUGGUGAUGAGAAAAUGUCACCAAAUCUGUCAGCAGACAGCAGAAAACAAUCACACUGCCUGGAAUGAAUAUAUCUAUUUGAAAUUGCUGUGGAGGUACAAGACAUGCAGUGUACAAAGUGUGGGUCAAAUGAAAUCACGACAUGACUCAUGCAGUCCUUUUUUAUAUGAAUGUUGCAGUGUUUUGUUUUGUUUGUUUGGGUUUUUUUUAAACUGUAAAUCAGUUGUAGUUUAGUAAGGUACACAAAUAAAUCCCUUCAUUGCCAUAUU
Haplochromis burtoni (Burton's mouthbrooder) is the source of this 2771-nucleotide messenger RNA. RefSeq names its product T-cell acute lymphocytic leukemia 1 (gene tal1). The transcript is spliced from 4 exons. Gene Ontology annotation, biological process: regulation of transcription by RNA polymerase II. Bases 457 to 1644 code for a protein of 395 amino acids. The record is from RefSeq and is a predicted model, not a curated record. NCBI's taxonomy places the organism in Eukaryota, Metazoa, Chordata, Actinopteri, Cichliformes, Cichlidae. Gene Ontology annotation, molecular function: protein dimerization activity; RNA polymerase II cis-regulatory region sequence-specific DNA binding; DNA-binding transcription factor activity, RNA polymerase II-specific.